AUGAUUGAUCAAGUGGGAUUCAGAACCUUGUUCGAAGCUGAGCUUAGUGAUGGACUGGUGGGAGCAGUGAAGCAGCAGAUGAACAGAGUCUCAGAGAAGGUAGAGGAUGGCAGAGAAAUACAACUUCUUGCUAGACAGUAUCACUGUCACCUUGUUGCUCAGACUCUCAUUCAAGUUCGACUGUUUGACAAAAGAACUGAGUUUUUAUCCGCCAUAAGAACAGAUUCAAGCUUUUCUGCCAACAAUGGAAAAGUUCAAUUCACCCUGUCUGCCAUGACACUCUCUGUACCAAAUGAUCAUCGAACCUACAUCAUUCAUAUGGACAAAUCAGCAAUGCCAGCACCCUUCUCGACCCACCACAGCUGGUACAUGUCAACAAUUUCAUCGCUCUCAACAACUGAUGGCAAUGCUCUCCCCACGCAUCUCUACACCUACAAUCAUGUGAUCGAUGGCUUAAGUGCAGUUCUGUCACGAUCUCACCUCGGUUGGCUGGAGAAAGUGUCAGGUCAUCUUGCCACUUAUGAAGAGUCAUUUGGCCAGCUUCACACAACCCAUACACCUGAAUUUUAA
Messenger RNA from Ilex paraguariensis (yerba mate), 570 nucleotides. Lineage: Eukaryota; Viridiplantae; Streptophyta; Magnoliopsida; Aquifoliales; Aquifoliaceae. The record is from the annotation of a GenBank genome assembly.